AUGGAGACGCACAGCGGACGCCUUCCUUCAUUGGCCAUCAGUAGUGGACGAGGCGACGCCGUUUUGAAACACGCGCAGAAAAUGGCGAAAGGCCCGCCGCUCCUCUUGUUCUUCUCUCUUCUCUUUCUGGGGAUAGUCGACACAAGUCGCCCCUCUUUCUCGGAUGGCCUCCGAGUUGUCGCGGCAGCCCCCCCACCGAACUCCACUGGCUCCGCCGCGACAGAGGGCCCUUCGUCGACCCCCAAUUCUUCAGAUGAAGCAGAAGAAGAAAGCGGAGAACGACCGAAACUCGAGGAGACAGAGCAACAGCCAAGACAUGCCCGCGAAGACAACGAAGAGGGGCGGCCGCGGCCGGAAGAGCCAGGGCAGCAAAUGCAGCGCCCAGACGAGGACGACGCUAAGGGCGGUGAACAGAUAGAUGGAAGCGGCGACAACAGGCACGAGAAGAAAGGCUGUCGUCUCCUAUCCGCUGCAGGGGCCUCGGCGGGAGAAGGAGGAGCGGAGCCGGCAGACUGUGAAGGGCCCGCGGCGAGCAACAACGAAAGAGACAGAAAAACUGAACAAGAACCCCAGGCAACCCCGAGACGUCUAGCCGCCGAAGCCACCACACGCUCGCGUUCGCAGCGUCGCCCACUCCCGGCGGCUGUGUCUUCCCGUUUUGUUUCCUUCCCGCCGCAGCGGCGCAAAACCCCCGAGCUGUAUACUGAGCACGGCUGCCGCGACACGUGGUACAAGGCACGGACCUACGAAGGCUGGGAGAUCCUUGACGAGUCAAAAUUCUGGUUCUUCUCGUACGACGACCCCACAGGCGGAUACGUCAACUAUGUCCCGCGAGAAGAAGCCAUUCAAAAAGGGCUCGUAGCGGUGACCGCUGACGGCAGGACUGUACUCAAAGUCGACGCGUGGAACUCGGUCGGGGCGUCGUCACGCGGCCGCGACUCCGUUCGGCUCUCUGCCGUCGAGGGCUUUGACGAUGCUCUGUGGGUCGUCAGUCUGAACCACGCGCCAGAGGGUUGUGGGACGUGGCCCGCCUUGUGGACAACGGGGGCAGAUCCGUGGCCGGCUAGCGGCGAGAUCGACCUCUACGAAGGGGUGAAUUUGAACCGUAAAAACCGUGUUUCUCUCCACACCUCUCAGGGCUGCAAUAUGUGGGGCAUCGACGAAACCAACUUUGCAGGGACCUGGGCGUAUAGCGGCGACGGCGUGGAGGCCCGUGAUUGCUACGUCCACGCAACGCCGUACAACACUGGUUGCUCCAUUGAGCCGAUUGAGGACGCGUUUGGGGAGGCGUUCAACGAGAAGGGGGGCGGCGUCUACGUGCUUGAGCUGAAGCGCGACCGGCACGUCCGCGCGUGGUAUUUCACACACCAGGAAGUCCCCACGGACCUGCGCGUCGGGUCGCCAGACCCCGACAGGUGGGCGGAGAAGGAAAAACUUCCUAUCGCGGCCUUUCCGCUGACCAAUCGCAACUGCCCGGGGCCAAAACACUUGUGGGGACACCGGCUGAUAAUCAAUACGACCUUUUGUGGCGGCUGGGCCGGUAACUUGUUUUCGAGGGCGGGCGGAUGCCCAGGCGAAGGCAUGGACGCCUGCCGCGCCUUCGUUCGCGACAACCCGAGCCAAUUCAAAAACGCCUUCUGGGAGUUCAACUACAUCCACGUCUACCUGCCUGGAGCCCCCACAUGUGUCACGACAACGACCACGACGACAACUUUUCCUGUCAGCACAGGGUGGCCGGUGUAUCCGCCACCUCAAACGUCCACGAGCACAUCGACGCUUCCGCCGACUGUGUCGCCCAGUCCGUGGCCCCCGCUGACAGACAGCCAGUGGUGGCAGGGCCUGUACUACUCCCUGGCGCUGCUGGCGGGGCACUCGGAGUCGACUCAGCCGCCCUGUCUCGAGGCUGACGUCGACUACCUGGGCCACGACCUCCACAAGUACGAAGAAUUCAUCUACACCGCCGAACAGUGCCGUCUCUUGUGUCUCCACACAACGGGGUGCUUCUACUUCUCCUUCGUUCAAAGCAGCGCUUCCUGCUACCUCAAAGACAUCCAAGCCCUUCUGAACCGCCGCACCGGUCAAAUGGGUAUCGUUUCCGGGCAAAAACGGUGCCAGUGA
Molecule: messenger RNA, 2118 nt
Organism: Besnoitia besnoiti
Lineage: Eukaryota; Apicomplexa; Conoidasida; Eucoccidiorida; Sarcocystidae
Product: 1,3(4)-beta-glucanase
Exons: 5
Coding region: 1-2118 (705 amino acids)
Biological process (GO): proteolysis; glucan catabolic process
Cellular component (GO): extracellular region
Molecular function (GO): hydrolase activity, hydrolyzing O-glycosyl compounds; protein binding
Source: RefSeq, a predicted model, not a curated record